AGGAGAUUAGAGGGGGGCUGGGGAGAGGGGUUUGGGGGAGGUGAGAGGGGGGCUGGGGGAGAGGAGAUGAGGGAGGGGAUCAUGGCAGAUGGGGGGGGGGCGGGGGCUGAGGCAGGCGAGAACGAGCGGCCCCGCGGGGAGCGGCAGCCAGGUCCCUGCCCGGGGCGCUCCCGGAACUGAAGGGCCGCGGCCUGAGUUUCCCGCCGGCCGGGUACAAAGCGAGCCCCGGGCCACCCCCCCCUCCCUUCCCCCGCGCAUGUCUCCUUUCCCUCGGCGGCGCCAUUGCGGCUCCUGGUCCCGAGCCCUGCGAGCCCGCCGAGCUUCCGCCCCGGCCGCCAUCACCCCGGACCAUGGCCACCGACUCCUGGGCUCUGGCGGUGGACGAGCAGGAAGCGGCCGCCGAGUCGUUGAGUAACUUGCACCUGAAGGAGGAGAAAACUAAGCCAGACUCCAAUGGUGCUGUUGUCAAGACGGAGAACAAUGCAGAGAAGACAGAAGAUGAGGAAAAAGAGGACAGAGCUGCCCAAUCCUUAUUAAACAAGCUGAUUCGCAGUAAUCUGGUGGACACAACAAACCAAGUGGAGGUGCUGCAGAGGGAUCCUACAUCACCUCUCUACUCUGUGAAGUCUUUUGAGGAGCUGAGACUGAAACCGCAGCUCCUGCAGGGUGUCUAUGCCAUGGGCUUCAACCGACCAUCGAAAAUACAGGAGAAUGCUCUGCCCAUGAUGCUUGCUGAACCCCCACAGAACCUGAUUGCACAGUCUCAGUCUGGUACUGGUAAGACAGCUGCCUUCGUCUUGGCCAUGCUCAGUCGAGUUGAACCCGGGAACAAGUAUCCACAGUGUUUGUGCCUUUCCCCAACAUAUGAGCUGGCACUUCAAACAGGAAAAGUAAUUGAACAGAUGGGAAAGUUUCAUCCGGAGCUAAGACUUGCAUAUGCUGUCCGAGGCAAUAAAUUGGAGAGAGGUCAGAAGAUCUCUGAGCAGAUUGUAAUUGGCACUCCUGGUACUGUCCUGGACUGGUGCUCCAAACUGAAAUUCAUAGACCCCAAGAAGAUUAAAGUGUUUGUCCUGGAUGAGGCUGAUGUAAUGAUAGCAACCCAGGGCCAUCAAGAUCAGAGCAUCCGCAUUCAGAGAAUGCUCCCCAGAGAUUGUCAGAUGCUCCUAUUUUCUGCCACAUUUGAAGAUUCUGUAUGGAAAUUUGCCCAAAAAGUUGUUCCUGACCCCAACAUCAUCAAACUGAAGCGAGAGGAGGAGACACUGGACACCAUUAAGCAAUACUAUGUUCUAUGUAAUAAUCGAGAUGAGAAGUUCCAUGCUCUAUGUAAUAUAUAUGGAGCCAUCACCAUCGCCCAGGCCAUGAUCUUCUGUCAUACUCGUAAAACAGCGGGCUGGCUGGCAGGAGAGCUGUCAAAAGAAGGUCACCAGGUGGCACUGCUAAGUGGCGAGAUGAUGGUGGAACAAAGAGCUGCGGUGAUCGAGCGUUUCAGAGAGGGCAAAGAGAAAGUGCUGGUGACCACAAAUGUCUGUGCCAGAGGGAUUGAUGUAGAGCAGGUCUCUGUUGUUAUCAACUUUGACCUUCCUGUGGAUAAAGAUGGCAACCCAGAUAAUGAGACUUACCUGCAUCGGAUUGGGCGUACAGGUCGUUUUGGCAAGCGAGGACUGGCUGUUAACAUGGUAGACAGCAAGCACAGCAUGAAUAUCCUGACCAGAAUUCAGGAACAUUUCAACAAAAAGAUAGAAAAACUGGAUACUGACGACUUGGAUGAAAUUGAGAAAAUAGCCAACUGAAACGCAGCUGCUGGAACUGAUGUACGCCCUCCUGUGGUAGCUCUCCCACUACAAUUGGCUCAGCGUUCAGAUUGGCACACCUUUUGGCCAGUCAUGAAAAGGACUCUUAAGAUAUACAGAAAUUACCUCACUUUAAAAAUUGCAGUUGGACUUAAAAUUGUCGCUCUGCGGAAGAAGAGGAAAUGUUUACAGAAGCUUUUAACAUUUCUUAGUUUAGCCUUAAAAUGGAAAUGUUUUAAAUUCUAAGAAAUAGAUUUGCCAAAAAGUGGCCGAUACGUAAAUAUCUAAAAAGAAUAAACAAAUGCUUUAUUUGGUUAAUUGGAAUAUUAUUUUUUAACAUAUUUGAUCAGUAAAACAAAACUCAACAGCCAAGUAUAUGGACAUUGACUUUAAAGAACAAGGCAGAUGGUUUUGGCCAAAAACUAAACUUACAUGAAAUAGAACUUCUUUUUCUGGUGCUGCCUUGUGCUCUAAAGGUUCAUUUCUGGCUUCCUGAUGGAUUUGCCCUGCUUUUCCUUAAGUAGAUUGUCCAGAAGAUCUCUCCACUAGCUCAUAUUCUCAGAUAGUGGUGCAGUGUUGCUUUUGCUGGGCAGUAUUUUGGUUUUAGUUUGUUUUUAGAAUGGCCACUAUUCAUAAAGCAGUGCAGUGGUUGAAAGUGUUUGUUUAACUACUGUAGAAGUCAUAUGAUGCAUUUAACCUUGCCAAACCAAAUCUUGGUUCAUGUGGGUGGGAGGGAUCAGCAGUAUAAAGAGGACUGUACUAAUCAAUAUCCCAAAUAAAUUCACUCCUACAAAUGGUAGUGUCUCUUGAUAGGGGAGUGGGGGUUAUAGUUACCUUUACACAGGUGGUGCCAGUUUUAAAAUGCUGCUGUUGUCUGGGCAGUUCCACAUGAAGUCUCAUACGGAGCUGUUGGACUCUACCAGUCAAUAAUGGAAACAGGAAUAUUUGUCUGGUAAAAAAAAAAAAAAAUUCUAAUAGCUUGUAUUGACCAAAAAUACCCUUAAAUAGAACACCAAAUUUGCCUGUUACAGUAUGUUUCAGUACCACAGUCUUGAGUUAAAUUGCUCAGCCAAAAUACUGAUGGGAAGCACUCCACUUUCAUUGUGCUUGUAUCACAAAGCAGACAGGUCAUCAGUCCCUACACACCUUGCCCCAAAGGUGACCCUUGCCAGUGAAGGUUUUAUUUAGAACUUCUAAGUUUGGGCUUUUAGUUGAGUUGGGACCACUUACCGUGCACAAAUGGAAGUUUGUGGGUUUUUGUACCCCCCCCCCCCCCCGAUUCCAGGAGAAGUAGGCUCCUAAACGUUAACUUUGUGGUGCACAGUUCUUUUGGGAAAAGUGGACAUGUGUGAGCAGCCAUCGGACUGCUACUCAGUGCAGGAAUCACUUCAAAACAAAUGUAUAAAUUGUAAAUUGAACUAUAAAUUUUCUUUGCAAUUUUGGCCAUCAUAUUCUGUUCAAAGACAGGAAUGUUGAUCCUUUUACCAAGUAAAAAAAAAAGGCUCAUUUAAAAUGUACCUAAAAUUUUAGGAAAUUGUGCACCCUUUUAUCAAUUUGUAUAGUCUUUAGUGAAAAAACUGUUAAAAUUAAACUUUUUGUAUUCUGGGGUGUAUCUAUUUUUAUUCUGUUGAAAACCUAUUUAAAGUGGCAGGUGAGUGAGUGCUUGUGUGUAGAGUGGAAGACUUGUUUCAAUCACCUACUUUAAUAGUACAGCUGAAUGACCUUGUGACAGCAGUGCAUUGGAUUGAAUUGUCAUGAACGCUGCUGCUGGUCCUGUGUGCUGUUUCUAAUGUACUUUUAAUUGGAAUAAAGAACACGUACUGAA
Messenger RNA from Dermochelys coriacea (leatherback sea turtle), 3615 nucleotides. Its product is annotated as ATP-dependent RNA helicase DDX19B. Gene Ontology annotation, molecular function: RNA binding; RNA helicase activity; ATP binding. Gene Ontology annotation, cellular component: nucleus; cytoplasmic stress granule. Bases 351 to 1790 code for a protein of 479 amino acids. The transcript is spliced from 12 exons. The record is from RefSeq and is a predicted model, not a curated record. Lineage: Eukaryota; Metazoa; Chordata; Testudines; Dermochelyidae. Gene Ontology annotation, biological process: poly(A)+ mRNA export from nucleus.